Sabethes cyaneus is the source of this 1317-nucleotide messenger RNA. Its product is annotated as amyloid protein-binding protein 2-like. The transcript has a single exon. Gene Ontology annotation, molecular function: protein binding. The coding region runs from base 1 to 1317 and encodes 438 amino acids. The record is from RefSeq and is a predicted model, not a curated record. NCBI's taxonomy places the organism in Eukaryota, Metazoa, Arthropoda, Insecta, Diptera, Culicidae. Gene Ontology annotation, biological process: intracellular protein transport.
AUGGAUUCAACCGGACAAUCAUGGACUACAGCGUAUCCCUCAUCAUCCAACUCCGGGACUGUAACUGCUUCUUCAGCAUUCGAUUCAUAUCGUUCGACGCCAUUGGUACAACAAAGUGAUUCUUUCGUAAGAGAACUAGAGGAAUGUCCAUUACCACGUAUGCUGAAUGUACUAGAACAAAUACAAUAUCGACCAGAGCAAUCUCAAAUUCAUCAGGCAAUUCUAUCCAAUCCAUACAACAUAGUUAAACUGCUUCAGUACGAGCCCCAUCCGUACGCGUUUGUGAAACUAACAACAUGGCUCCUUCGGAUGGAAAAGUGGACCAAGAACUUUGUUUGGAAGUUGGUGGAGAAGUUUUGCUCCCUUAUAGCAUCGUCUCCCACAUUGGAAGAUCAGCUUUGUUCUUUUACUUGUUUGGAGUUCGGAAUGCUGCUUGUAGAUUCGGGUUGGUACACCGAAGCCGUCGUUUUGUUGAGAGCAUUGAGAAUUCAGUCCAAAGACCAACCAGUUCAUGAGUUGUGUAUCCUGCGUACGCUGCUUCUAGCGGAAAGUCUCUCCAGUCGUCACGAGGCAUCCAAGCAGACAAUUCGCGAUAUAAAAAUACUGCUACCGCAAACAGAGAAUAUCCCGUCGAGUACGUUGGCUGAUGUCCACAGCGCCAUCGCGGUAAGUCUUUUCGAACAGUGCGAAUUCGAAGCAAGUUAUCAGCAGGGAUUGUCGGUGCUGGAGCUGCUAACGGACUACAGCGAUCAUGAAGUAAUAGUUUCGGCAUUACGACAGUUGGCUAAAGUCUGUCUCGCUCGUAGACAACUGAGACGAGCUAAACUUUUAAUAACCCAGGCAGUCAGCUGGGCGUCGCACAAUUUAGGACCGAUGAGUAUUACUUACGCAAGGGCACUGGAAGAUUAUGCCUUUUACUUGUUGACGAUGAGAGCAUACGGCGACUGUAUAAUGGUUCAUUCGGAAGCCAAAGAUAUCUAUUGUAAUGCUUACGGAUGCUUUAGCUUGCACCCGGAUUUGGCAAUGGGGAAUCUGGCGUUCUGGUUGUACCUCGAAAGCCGGCAGUACCCAGAAUUCGGUUCAAUUGAAACCUAUCUGCAGUUUGUGGUUGACUUGGAUGCAAAAGUCAAGUCGGAAGUAGAGCACCCCGAAGAAAGACAAGCGGUGGCUUGCAGACGUAUUCGGCUACUAACAACUGUAGAAAGAUUGGCACAGCAAGAGGACGUUGUCAAAUCGGAUCGUAGAGUGAAAGUUCAACCGCAGCACAGUAUUGCAGUUAUAAAAAGAUUAUUUUCUAAAUUUCCCGAUUGUGAUUAG